Myripristis murdjan (pinecone soldierfish) is the source of this 3883-nucleotide messenger RNA. It is a transcript of the gene xpo1a, whose product is annotated as exportin 1 (CRM1 homolog, yeast) a. The transcript has 24 exons. NCBI's taxonomy places the organism in Eukaryota, Metazoa, Chordata, Actinopteri, Holocentriformes, Holocentridae. Gene Ontology annotation, molecular function: nuclear export signal receptor activity; small GTPase binding. Gene Ontology annotation, biological process: ribosomal small subunit export from nucleus; protein export from nucleus; ribosomal large subunit export from nucleus. The record is from RefSeq and is a predicted model, not a curated record. Gene Ontology annotation, cellular component: cytoplasm; nucleus. The coding region runs from base 1 to 3192 and encodes 1063 amino acids.
AUGCCAGCAGAAAUGACCAUGUUGGCAGAUCAAUCAGCCAGGCAGCUGCUGGACUUCAGUCAAAAACUGGACAUCAACCUGCUGGACAAUGUCGUCAACUCCAUGUACUAUGACAUAGGAUCCCAGCAACGUCUGGCCCAGGAAGUGCUGACCAACCUGAAGGACCAUCCAGACGCCUGGACGAGGGUCGACACGAUCCUGGAGUUCUCCCAGAACAUGAAGACCAAAUACUAUGCCCUGCAGAUUCUGGAAGCCGUCAUCAAAACCCGCUGGAAGAUUCUCCCCAGAAAUCAGUGUGAAGGAAUCAAGAAGUAUGUUGUUGGGCUCAUUAUCAAGACCUCUUCUGAUCCUGUGAACAUCGAGAAAGAGGGAGUGUACAUUGCAAAACUCAACAUGAUCCUAGUGCAGAUCCUGAAGCAGGAAUGGCCCAAACACUGGCCCACCUUCAUCAGUGAUAUUGUGGGGGCGAGUCGGACCAGUGAGAGCCUCUGUCAGAACAACAUGAUCAUCCUCAAACUGCUCAGCGAGGAAGUGUUUGACUUCUCCAGUGGACAGAUGACCCAGGUCAAGGCCAAGCACCUCAAAGACAGCAUGUGCAACGAGUUCUCCCAAAUAUUCCAGCUGUGCCAGUUUGUCAUGGAAAACUCCCAGAAUGCCCCCCUGGUCCAUGCCACACUGGAGACCCUCCUUCGUUUCCUGAACUGGAUUCCUCUGGGUUACAUCUUCGAGACCAAGCUCAUCAGCACUCUGGUCUACAAGUUCUUGAACGUGCCCAUGUUUCGCAACGUGACGCUCAAGUGUCUGACAGAGAUCGCUGGUGUGAGUGUCAAUCAGUACGAGGAGCAGUUUGUCAACCUGUUCACCCUCACCAUGUGCCAGCUUAAACAGAUGCUGCCGUUGAACACCAACAUCCGGCUGGCAUACGCCAACGGGAAAGAUGAUGAGCAGAACUUCAUCCAGAACCUCAGCCUGUUCCUUUGCACCUUCCUCAAAGAGCACGGCCAGCUCAUCGAGAAGAGACCCAACCUGCGGGAGACACUCAUGGAGGCCCUGCACUACAUGUUGUUGGUGUCAGAGGUGGAGGAGACGGAGAUCUUUAAGAUCUGUCUGGAGUACUGGAACCACCUGGCAGCAGAGCUGUACAGAGAGAGCCCCUUCUCCUCCGCCCCGCUGCUAGCUGACGUCCCACCACGACGACACCUCUACCUGCCUGUGCUGUCCAAGGUGCGUCUGCUAAUGGUGAGCCGCAUGGCCAAGCCAGAGGAGGUUCUGGUGGUGGAGAACGACCAGGGCGAGGUGGUCAGGGAGUUCAUGAAGGACACCGACUCCAUCAACCUGUACAAGAACAUGAGGGAGACUCUGGUGUACCUGACUCACCUGGACUAUGCCGACACGGAGCGCAUCAUGACGGAGAAGCUGCACAACCAGGUGAACGGCACCGAGUGGUCGUGGAGGAACCUGAACACGCUGUGCUGGGCCAUCGGCUCCAUCAGUGGAGCCAUGCACGAGGAGGACGAGAAGAGGUUCCUGGUCACCGUCAUCAAGGACCUCUUGGGUUUGUGUGAGCAAAAGAGAGGGAAGGACAACAAGGCCAUCAUCGCCUCCAACAUCAUGUACAUUGUGGGCCAGUAUCCUCGCUUCCUCCGAGCCCACUGGAAGUUCCUCAAGACUGUAGUCAACAAGCUGUUUGAGUUCAUGCACGAGACCCAUGAUGGCGUACAGGACAUGGCAUGCGACACCUUCAUCAAAAUUGCCCAGAAGUGCCGUCGACAUUUUGUCCAGGUCCAGGUGGGCGAGGUGAUGCCCUUCAUCGACGAGAUCCUCAGCAGCAUCAACACCAUCAUCUGUGACCUGCAGCCACAGCAGGUGCACACGUUCUACGAGGCGGUGGGCUACAUGAUCGGAGCUCAGACAGACCAGGCAGUGCAGGAGCAUCUGAUAGAGAAGUACAUGCUGCUGCCCAACCAGGUGUGGGACAGCAUCAUCCAGCAGGCCACAAAGAACGUGGACAUCCUGAAGGAUGCCGAGACGGUGCGUCAGCUGGGCAGCAUCCUGAAGACAAACGUCCGAGCCUGCAAAGCUGUCGGUCAUCCCUUCGUCGUGCAGCUGGGACGCAUCUACCUGGACAUGCUCAACGUCUACAAGUGUCUGAGUGAAAACAUCUCCUCUGCCAUUCAAACUAACGGUGAGAUGGUGACCAAGCAGCCGCUGAUCAGGAGCAUGAGGACGGUGAAAAGAGAGACUCUGAAGCUGAUCUCAGGUUGGGUCAGCCGCUCAAAUGACCCUCAGAUGGUGGGUGAGAACUUCGUGCCACCCCUGCUGGAGGCUGUGCUCAUCGACUACCAGAGGAACGUCCCUGCCGCCAGGGAGCCCGAGGUCCUCAGCACCAUGGCAACCAUUGUCAACAAGCUGGGGGCCCACAUCACCGCCGAGAUCCCCAAGAUCUUCGAUGCUGUCUUUGAGUGCACUUUGAACAUGAUCAACAAGGACUUUGAGGAAUAUCCUGAACACCGGACUCACUUCUUCUACCUCCUGCAAGCGGUCAACUCACAGUGCUUCCCGGCCUUCCUGUCCAUCCCCCCUGCCCAGUUCAAACUGGUGCUGGACUCCAUCAUCUGGGCCUUCAAACACACCAUGAGGAAUGUGGCUGACACAGGUCUGCAGAUCCUGUUCACUCUGCUGCAGAGCGUGGCUCAGGAGGAGGCAGCAGCUCAGAGCUUCUACCAGACCUACUUCUGUGACAUCCUGCAGCACAUCUUCUCCGUGGUCACUGACACUUCUCACACCGCAGGGCUGACCAUGCACGCCUCCAUCCUGGCCUACAUGUUCAACCUGGUGGAGGAGGGCAAGAUCAGCGUGGCCCUGAGCGCUCAGCCCGCCAACAACCAGGCCUACGUGCAGGAAUAUGUCGCCAACCUGCUGAAGACGGCCUUCCCCCACCUGCAGGAUGCCCAGGUGAAGGUGUUUGUAACAGGCCUGUUCAGCCUAAACCAGGAUAUUCCUGCCUUCAAGGAGCACCUAAGGGACUUCCUUGUCCAGAUUAAGGAGUUUGCGGGUGAGGACACCUCAGACCUGUUCCUGGAGGAGCGGGAGGCAGCCCUGCGCCAAGCCCAGGAGGAGAAACACAAGAUCCAGAUGUCAGUGCCUGGGAUCCUGAACCCCCACGAGCUGCCGGAGGAGAUGUGCGACUGAGCCGCCCGGCAGCUCCGAGAGGGAGAGGUCAGCAGGGGGCCGGGACCGCCGCCUGGCAACAGCUAGUGUUUUUCAACUGUGUGUGUCUGAGAGUGUGUGUGUGUGUGUGUGUGUGUGUGUGUGUGGUAGAAAAGAGAAUGAGGGGUCGGACCCCAGCACUCGGUUGUACGUCGACCAAAUCAAUGUCAAUAUGUAAAUGAGAAUUGCCCCCCUCCCUUCCCUGCCCUGGCACAGAUUUGCUUUUUUUUCUGCAUAUGAACAUUUUAUACAGAUACAUUUGUGUAAUAGGCUAUCUUUUGUUGUUUUAAUUCUUUGCUAAUUGAAGCUUUAUUUUUGGCCACACAGUUUUGUUUGAAACAAGCAUGAAGUUGAAACGAUUACACCCUCACCCCGGAUCCAUCUCCACUUCUAUUUGUUAAUAUGUAAUAUAAAUGUUGAAACACAAUGCGAUGGUUAGUUUACAGAUCACUCUCGUUUCAGAAUUUGACGGUCAUGGGGAAGAGAUUUACUUCCUUUGUCUUUGUUUUUGUUUGUCAGCAGAUGUUUUUUUUUUGUUUUGUUUUUUGGCUCUUUAGGCGAGUCAGAGCUUCAGAUGGCACCCAGUCUGACCGCUGCAGCUGUGUGCAUAUCAUCCUGUUUGUAAAGCUGUCUUAGUACUAUGAGAAUAUAAAGUUGGCUAUUUUUACAAAAU